AAGUUUGGAAUGGUUCAGUUGUAGCGGUACCGCGGCUCGGGUCGCACGCGUGUCUCCGUUUUCGCGUGGUCGCGUGUCUUUGCUCGCGCGUGUAUCAGUUCGCUUUCUCUCCCUCUUUCUCUCUCUCUCUCCUUCUCCCUCGCUCGCGAUCUUCCCCUUCGUUCGGGUUCGCCGGCCGGUCCCUCUCGCGUGCACGAGACCGCCGCGUGACGUCUGACCAAGCACGAGGCUCUUCCACUCGCGCGCCUCUUUCGCCGGUCCUCCUCGUUUCGAUCACGACCCAGAGUUUGCUAUAGAGGGAUCGAUCGUCUUGUGGAUAGUUACGUUGUCGCGACAACGGAAGAUCAAGGAAGCAGGAUCGAUCGUUGGAUUAUUGGAGUAUGAUAAGUCCAAGCAGCGUUGAACACUAGUUAUCCUCUAGAUUUUCAAGGAUAGGGGAAUGGAUGAAUCCUGGAUCGGUUAUCGAUAAAAAAAGACACGGCCUAAAAGGAAGAGGAAAUAGUUGGCACGAAGAACUAAUCUUGGAUAGAUUAUAAAUAAAUACAAUCGAUCUGGAGACCGAUGAAACUGUCGUAUUGGACGGUUCGUGAAAUGACACCUGUGCGAGCGUAGCCGGGAUCGAUUGAUGAGCGCACCUCGAUCCCGAUGAUCAGGGGACGCGUGCAGAUCGAUCGUCACAUGAAAACGUGCGCACCGCGCGCGUGCCGGCUUCGCGAGAGUGCCGGCGCGCCGGUGCACGAGCGGGCAAACUGAAUUUAACGUUAUGGUAACGCGAAUCGAUCGUGGGAUACCCUCCACCCCCGACCAUCGCGAUUUCCCGUGCCCGUGCAUGCACGUACAACGUGCCGUACCGUGAAACCAGCGCGAAAAAGGCGAAGAGGUAAUUGAACUAUCGGCCCUUGAGUUUCCAACCGGGGGUUUCCAGCUAAAUUGCCAUUGGAGAAACUCUGUCAACUUUUCAACCGAGAUAAUAUCUUUUACGAGCGGACUCGAUUUCGCCACCAAAUUUCUCGCGAUUCACUGGACGAGGAUCCAUCGGAUCGAAGACGAAAAGGGAAAGGGAAAUAUAUAUAUAUAUAUAUAUAUAUAUAUAUGGCAUACUGCACGUUUGCUUUGAUCCGGAAAAAUCUUUGCGACGAGCACGUGUUAAUACGUCGCUCGUUUUCGAAGUGAUCAAUCAACCCGAAGAGUUGCUCUGCGGGGAACCGAGUACGUCGAUCAAAACGAGCUAUUAGUAGAUUAAUGUAUCUAUUCUAUUUAUGGUUAACGAGCGACCCUUAAUGUCGAUGAUUAGAAGGAUGAAUAGACAAGACGACGAUCGAGUAACGUAGAUAAUCAUAAUCAAGUAUCUCGAAACUUCUAUUCGAGAAUUCUGCCCAAUUUCGGUGUUCGAUCACUUUUCACGCGUCGCUAAGAGAGAUAUAUCGAAGAUGAAUGAUAUACUUUCGCAAGGUGCACGAUAGGAAAGAUUGGAAAUUGUAGGAUCGAGUUGGCCGGGUAUAAGAAUUCUUACACAGGUCGUUUACACGGUGGGGGAUCGUUAGCUGGAAUAAUCGGUGGGGAGGUCAGUGUUCGCUGCAUAAAUUUUUGCGCUCUCGCGGAAACCCUAUUGAGCCUAUAUAGGGCUUGGAAAGUUCACCAAGGUGUGAAAAGGAAGGAAAAACAGAGGGAGAAGAGAAGUCGGUUUGUUUGCCUAGUCGAAACGAAGCCGGUGUAUUUGUAGCAGAACCGGAAGAUUUGCUUGGUAAUGCGAUGAAAGCCGACAUCGAUGGCCCUCGUAACGAGAAUAUAGCGCACGUUGUUCGCGCUUUGGAAACGUCGUGGAAUCCACAGGUCGAUAAAUUCGAGAUCAACGACUUCUGGAACUUUUUUUCAAACUUGAAUCGUUCCCGAUAGAAAAAAUUGAUCGGGGAUGAAACGUGAAUUUAACGAAACCAGGAAUUCAAAUGGUUGAAUAUUUUUUAAAUAAAACGAAAGGGACUCGAGAACAGUGGAGAUAUUUUGCAUUCAGAAACAUUCCUUAAGCGAAUUAAAUUAACAAUCGACGUGACUGUUGAACAACGGAAGAGGAAGUGGUGAAUUUUAUCGCGUUUUUGGAUUUGGUAAAAAGAAUUUCCGCAUAAUUGGGAACAAGGAGAAGACGUCGAAGAAAAUUUCCACGAAGGAGGGAAAACGAUGGUGUUAAUCCUUCGCUGGAAAUCAGCACGGUUGAAAACAAUUCCAGAAGAUAAACAAGUUUAUCGGGAAACGGCGAAUCUAUUGUCGUUGAAGUUGAUCAAACCUCGUAGCAGUUUAAUAGUUGAGAUAUCUGCUUAACAGGGCAAACUUCGUUUGCAAAACACUUGGGUUGGGGAGACUCAGUUGUGUUGUAAGUUUUAUCUUCCGACGAAAAACAAGGGGGACGAUCUUUCGUGGUUUUACGAUCGAUUAAAACGAAGAUAAAAUAAAACAUUCGAUACCAAAGAAAGUGAUACGGGAUAAUACAACAAGCUGGAAUAGAGACAAACAUGCAACAGACGUGCCUGAACGUGUUUUCUUAAGGGACUUUAAACAAAUUACUUUACUUUGCGUACACUGGAAACGUUUCGAGAGGGAAGCUCUUUUACCAAACAAUCGCUCUGCAAAAAGGAAUUUUCCCCGUUUCUCUACACGGAAAAUCAUUCAAUCGAUCCUAUUUUCUUUUUCUAUUCUCGAAUUCCAAACCACGAAUAUAAUAGAAAAAAUAAAAGAUGACCGUUAAAACAAGCUUGAAUUACACGAGUCUAGUACUCAUCGUUACUAUUUGAUUCGUGUUCUAACCAGAUGAAUUAAAAGAAAUGUAUCUCACAAUGUUUCAUCGCCAGAAAGUGAUCCAGAGAAGCUUUUCGAAGCAAAUGUUGUCGGUUCGUUAAAAAAAAAGAAGCAGAAGAAGCGGAGAGGCAAAGGGGAAGAUAAAAGAGGGAAGAUCGAAGUUUGAUUGGAAACGAGCGAGCAAGGUGAACUGUUCCGCGAUUCGAAGUGAAGCAAGUGCGUGUGGAUGUGCGUGUACGAUAGGGGUGUGUGUUCCAACGGCAAUGAGGAGUAUCGAGCACGCGUUGUCAGGACCUUGUCUGGAUGAAAAGUUGGCCGCGAUAGCGGGGACUGGAUUGUCGCGUGGCUAAGUAUGGGUAUGGUGUGCAAGUAGGUUUUCUUUUCUUCCGGCUUCUGGUGGAGAAGCGACGUACAAGUGGCCCCGGAAGAGGACGAUGAUGUCUAGACAAAGCAAAGACCCGGUGCAGAAGUGCCACUCGGACCCAGGUGCUGCGAGUACCGGCGGUACUCCUUGCAGCCCUGGUAAGCGAAUUUCUCGGAGACUAGUGCCCGGCAUUCCGAGCUCUUCCAACACGCGCAAGUGUGUUCUCACCUUGGACGGGUACAGCUAUGUGAUCGUUGCAUCUCCGCCGGAUCGAAGAGCCACAAGAGACGAUAUUGCAGUGUCCUCACCUGGUGCAUCUCCGAACGUUAAUGCAACUACGAGCUGCACUGGUACAACAUCGUCUCGAUUGCACAAUCCUUCCUCGCCAGGUCGAAAUGGCCAGCUAUCGAAACAAGGUACAUUAACGAUAGUACGCCGGAGUUCUGGCAAGAAUAAGAGCAUUGGCGGAAGUUUCGAAAGUUCUCCGCCCCCGCACAGUCCUGACACUCUUUCGUCAAGUCAAUCCGUGGAUCUCGACGAGAUCCUUGAUAAUGUCGAUCUAACGACAGACUCGCUUCCUGCCGUUGACACCCCCGACGCUUGCGACAAAGCUGCUCUCAGAUUGAGAUGUUUACUGAGGCAGCUUCAACAUGGCGAAAUAUCAGCAGAAUUACUUCAACGAAAUUUACACUACGCGGCACGUGUACUCGAAGCUGUCUUCCUCGAUGAAACCAAUUAUAUGCAGGCAGUGACUUCUUCGAGAAGAUAUAUAUAUGUGUAUAUAUAUAUGUAUAUAUAUAUGUACAUUGUAUUGUUACAGUUUUUUAAUCUUAAAUUGCAUCUAUAAUUCUAAGAAUAUAUUCAUAAUCAAACUAUACUUUAAAUUCUAGGCAAUACAACUAAUUGAUCAUUUAGAAAUUUAUUUUACUAUUUAUUAUAAUCAUCAAUUUAUUAAUAUUUUUAUUAAUAUCUAAUGACUAAUGAUAUUUUAAUGAAUAUUUUCUAUAAUGUUUGACAUUUUGUACGACUCACGACCCUUGAAAUUACGAAGAAAUAAUGAAAAUGAUAAAUUAUAUUUAUGAUAUAUUAUAUCUUCGUAAGAUAUAUAUUAUCCAAGAUAGUGAAAAUAAUAAAUUACAUAUAUAUACAUAUCAAUUUUAUAACGGAAAUAUCAAAAUUUAACAUUACCAUCAAUUUAAGCAUUAAGGAUAUCAAGAGCGCCUCUUUAGCUCAGUGGUAGAGCACUGGUCUCGUAAACCAGGGGUCGUGAGUUCAAUCCUCACAGGAGGCAAUCAAUUUUUUUUCUUCUUAUAUAUCGUAAUUUUUUGAAUAUUUACCAAUGAACAAUUUACUAUUUUUAACAAUUAUUUUAAUAAUUCUUUCUAUAAA
Messenger RNA from Apis mellifera (honey bee), 4543 nucleotides. Its product is annotated as calcium/calmodulin-dependent 3',5'-cyclic nucleotide phosphodiesterase 1C. The coding region runs from base 3225 to 4001 and encodes 258 amino acids. The record is from RefSeq and is a predicted model, not a curated record. Lineage: Eukaryota; Metazoa; Arthropoda; Insecta; Hymenoptera; Apidae. The transcript is spliced from 5 exons.